CACUAUUAAAUAGUAAAAAGCAAUGGAGCGAAGCAGAAGUGGCAGGAUGCAUGGAGGACAUACAUUCCAUCCCAUCAGGUUCCGCUGGGGGCUCAGCAAUCAUUAAUCGGAUUCUUCACAUUCUCAAGUGCUUGGCACAGAAAAAUGGGACAGUGGGUAACUGUGCUCUGGCAGUCGGACAUGCAGCUGACUGGCAAGCUGAUCCUUUCUGCCGCCUCUCUGCUCCUGCUGACUUUGGCAUACAGAUUUUACAAGUCCCGCUCAGCACCUGGAGGCAACAACCCAACAUCCGAUGCUUGCAGAGAGAAGGGAAGAAGGGAAAAUGCAGCUCCUGAUGGGCAGAAUGUGGAGGGUCUGCGGCACAGGUGGGUGUUUGGGGCACGGAGUGGCGGUGAUGCCCAAGCGAGCGUCCCAGAUCCAUGGCGAAAGAGAGAGAAAAUUCUGCCAGCGAGUGAGAAGGAAGACGGAGGGGAGGCAAAAUCUCACGGCAUAAGGGAUCUGAAUGAAAUGCUGAAUGGGAGCAAGGGUGGUGGAAAUGGACACGGUGUGCUUGUCCCACACAUUGUGCUUCCUAACCAGAUGGCAGGGGAUGGAGGCGCACAAAGCACCGAGCAGGAUUUGGCCGGAGGAAUCAUCAGCCAGGAGGGGAGCAGUGGCACAAUCCAGACCCUUAAUGUCACCUCGGAGCUGGGGGUAAAGAUAGUAGCAAGCUAUAAGGAAGCAGAUACCUCCUACUCUUUUUCCUCGAUUGCAAAGAUCGAGGUGGAGGAGAGCUAUAUCGCUGAGAAGAAGACAAAGGAUGGAGACGGGCGGCUGUCUCCUGGCCUCAAAGGUAAAGUCUAUGACUACUACGUCCAGUCCAUCUCCCAUUCAGUAUCUACAAAAAAGUCUCUUCCACCUGCCUCUAUGGGGACAGCCUUGCGCUGCAGCUCAGAGCAGGUAAGGGAAGAGUUGCAGUGCUUGGAGUGGGUCAACACAGAACAACAAAGAUUGGAGUGGCUCAGCGAAGAGCUGCAGAGAUCAGAGGGGGUCAACAAAAAGCUGCAGAGCUUUGCCACUCCGCUCGCUGAGACUCACUCCCAAGAAACAACUGUGGCAUUGCAGGACCCUACCACCUCUCUUAUUGCCCCAUCAAAUGCGGAGAGCUUAGAGAAGAACCCCAAGCCCCUGGCUCCCACUCGCAGCAUCAGCCGUAAGAACAGUAUCCUCCAGAUUGCAGAGAACUGUCACCUCCAGCUGCCUAUGGAUGGGUUCUGUGUCACACCAGCCAGUGUGCCACCAGCAAGCCCUCAGCCAGAUCUGGUGGGCAAAGCCAACUUCUUCCAAACAUCACCCUCCUCCCUAGACACCCGUUUGGACCUGGGGAACUGCUACGAGGUCCUCUGUAGGGCCAAGGCAGAGAAGCUAGGCUUUCUUCAGGAGGCUGCCUACAAGGUCAUGAGUGACAACUACCUAGAGGUGCUGAGGACGCCCUCCAUCUACUGCCGCCUCAACGCCAGUGAGCGGGAUCUCAUCCUUCAGCGCAGAAUGAAGGGGAAGAUGUGUGUUGUUGUGGCAGACAUCAGCACGCAUGAGCUGGGCCUCUAUGCUAGCCGACUCUGCUGCUAUGAUGACAAAGGGGACCGCUGGCAUCACCUUUGCCACAUGCCACCAGAGGUAGUCUCCCAGGGGUGUGCCAUGUGCAGCAUGUUCAACUACCUCUUUGUGGUAGCAGGCUGUGAAGGCUUGGGCCGCACACCUUCCAACCGUGUCUUCUGCUACAACCCACUGACCGAUAUCUGGAGGGAGAUCUGCCCCUUGAACCAAGCACGUCCUCACUGCAAGCUGGUGGCCUUGGAUGGUUACCUCUAUGCCAUCGGUGGAGAGUGCCUCUAUACAGUGGAGCGGUAUGACCCACGGUAUGACCGCUGGGUCUUCGUUGCUCCACUGCCUCAUGACACCUUUGCUGUAGCCCACAUGGCCACAGUGUGUGAUGGGGAGAUCUAUGUGACGGGGGGCACCUUGCGCUAUGUGCUGCUGCGCUACAUAGCCCGUGAGGACAUCUGGACAAUCAGCCCAGCUGGAGGCGGCAAGGACAGGACAGCGGAGAUGGUGAGCGUCAAUGGUUUUAUCUACCGCUUCGACCUCAAUUGCAACACGGGUAUUGGUGUCUAUCGCUGUAGAGCCAAGGCCAAGUUGUGGUAUGAAUGUGCCACCCACGCCAAAGCCUACCCAGCCUGCUUCCAGUGUGCCGUGGUGGGCAGCCUGGUGCAUUGCAUUGGUCGCCACUUCCACAUCCGUUUCUUGGCUGACCCCAUCUCACCGCGCUUUGGGACCAAGGAGCUGCAGCCUUUCCCUUCACCCCGGGGUAGCCUGAUCCCAGCUGUCCUGGUGCUGCCAUGGGCAGGGAUGGAGCAGACACGGGUCUGAAACACCAAUGAGAUUGUGAUAACCAGGUAACAGAAGUCACCAACCUUCACUUACAGCUUUCUAUUGGACUAACGCUAUUGGGGUAAUGUCACAGUCAUUUACCUUCCACUGAUGGACCAAUGCCAUCAGGACGAGGCCACCACCUCAUCUUCCCGUUCCCUGUAAAUGGAAAAGAAGAAGACAGACUGCAUUUGAACACACACAAAUGCAGCGCUGGGGACACACGAAAGAGCAAAGCUGGAGCUGGGUGGACUCGUUUGCCUACAGGUAUUUAAAUGCAGGUAUGCCUGCUUGAAUGCAAAUAAACUCAGGCUCCCAGCUACUCCAUAGAUUGCUGCUUUGCAGACAGCAAGUUUUUAAUACUAGCCCACAAGCCUAACAUAUGGGGGGGGGUUAGGGCAUAGAAAAACAUCAGUGAAGUUUGGUCUGUAAGAUGUAUCUCCAGAGAGUGUUCCCAUCAGUGUCAAGCUGUCAUUGAGCCUUCAUGUCACCCUAGAGUGGGAGACUGAGGACCAAAGCACACCAUCGAGGUAUCGCUCCUUCUAUUGCCUUGUUACCCAUUACCUUAUCCUCAGCGCAGAAUAAUAUAUAAAUCAAUAUUUAUACACGUGCAAUGUAAAUAAAUGCUAUAGAUUUAUAGACAGCUGGUCUUAAAUAAAAUUAAUGUGAACAUUUGGUAAAAUUAA
This is a messenger RNA of Tympanuchus pallidicinctus (lesser prairie-chicken), 3095 nucleotides long. RefSeq names its product kelch domain containing 7A (gene KLHDC7A). The record is from RefSeq and is a predicted model, not a curated record. The coding region runs from base 145 to 2409 and encodes 754 amino acids. Lineage: Eukaryota; Metazoa; Chordata; Aves; Galliformes; Phasianidae. The transcript has 2 exons. Gene Ontology annotation, molecular function: protein binding.